GCUCCCCUCUCUCAUUGUCCGCGGCUUUAAUUUGAAAUUGAAGUUUCUCUCUCUAUUUCGUCGUCAUUUUCUAUGGUUACAAAUUCAUGCUGCUGCAGUAUCAAGCCCGUGCUAGACCAACACAAUAAUCUUCUUCUACCCUCAAUCAACUCCCUCUCCCUCUCCCUCUCCCUCUCCCGAUAUCUUCUUCUUUGGUUGACUUUGCCGGAUUUUAAAUUAAUCCGAAUUAAUUACAACCUUGCUAGGGUUUUUCUCUUCCUUUUCUUCAAUCGCUUUUUGAUUCGCCAUUGUUUUUUCCAGGGCUCACCAUACAUGCUUCCAAUGUCAAGUGGAAAUUCCUACUAUGAUGACUUGCGAAUGAAACCUGAGGUCAUUGAUCCAUCAGAAAAUGAAGACACAUUGGACAUUGGUGAACAUGUCAAUGACACCUCAGAAAGUGCCUCAAAACCUAAUGUGGCUGUCUCGACAAAUGUCCGUGAGCUUCUGGAAUGCCCAGUUUGCUUGAAUGCUAUGUACCCUCCAAUCAGUCAGUGUUCCAAUGGCCACACAUUGUGUUCUGGUUGCAAACCCAGGGUGCACAAUCGAUGUCCAACCUGCAGGCAUGAGCUUGGUAAUAUCCGUUGUCUGGCAUUAGAGAAGGUUGCUGCAUCCCUUGAGCUUCCAUGUAAAUAUCAAAAUUUUGGGUGCAUAGGAAUCUAUCCUUACUACAGCAAGCUUAAACACGAAUCUCAAUGCGCUUAUAGACCUUACAAUUGUCCUUAUGCCGGAUCAGAGUGCUUGGUCAUUGGUGAUAUUCCAUUUCUUGUGAGCCAUUUGAAAGAUGAUCACAAAGUAGACAUGCAUAGCGGUAGUACUUUUAACCAUCGCUAUGUCAAAUCAAAUCCACAUGAAGUUGAGAAUGCAACAUGGAUGCUUACGGUUUUUAGUUGCUUUGGGCAGUAUUUCUGUCUGCAUUUCGAAGCAUUUCAGCUUGGAAUGGCACCGGUUUAUAUAGCAUUUUUGCGAUUCAUGGGCGAUGACAAUGAGGCAAAAAACUAUAGCUAUAGCCUAGAGGUUGGAGGUAACGGAAGGAAGGUGAUAUGGCAAGGAGUGCCAAGGAGCAUCCGAGACAGCCACCGAAAGGUUCGUGACAGUUUUGAUGGGCUCAUCAUACAACGUAACAUGGCACUGUUUUUCUCUGGUGGAGACAGGAAAGAGCUGAAGCUGCGGGUUACUGGUAGGAUCUGGAAGGAGCAGUAACGCGAUCCUUGCCCAGCCCUUGUCGUAGUCGUAGAAUUAGGUAGCUUCGUGUAGUAUGAUGGAAUCUUCAGGUCAUGUGUUUUGGGUGGAAAACUCUUCUUGAAUCAAAUUACAUGGUGAAGAAUCCUCGUUAGUUAUCUAGUACUAUCAUGUGUUAGGAUCUUGAAUAGUGAUGGUAUGAAUCUGCUGCUUGCUGAUGUUCAUGUUGUAUCUUUGUGCUUGGUAAAAUCAUUGCUGCAGGGAAACAUGGGCUUUCAAGUAUCUUACAUAGUUUUGUGCAAGUAACUAGAGUUAAAUGCAUGAAAAUGCAUAAAUAUUAAAAAUACAUAAACGUUGGAGUGA
Salvia splendens (bonfire salvia) is the source of this 1581-nucleotide messenger RNA. RefSeq names its product E3 ubiquitin-protein ligase DIS1. Gene Ontology annotation, biological process: ubiquitin-dependent protein catabolic process; multicellular organism development. Gene Ontology annotation, cellular component: cytoplasm. NCBI's taxonomy places the organism in Eukaryota, Viridiplantae, Streptophyta, Magnoliopsida, Lamiales, Lamiaceae. The coding region runs from base 73 to 1239 and encodes 388 amino acids. The transcript is spliced from 4 exons. The record is from RefSeq and is a predicted model, not a curated record. Gene Ontology annotation, molecular function: ubiquitin protein ligase activity; protein binding; zinc ion binding.